Propithecus coquereli (Coquerel's sifaka) is the source of this 2056-nucleotide messenger RNA. It is a transcript of the gene ELP3, whose product is annotated as elongator acetyltransferase complex subunit 3. Lineage: Eukaryota; Metazoa; Chordata; Mammalia; Primates; Indriidae. The coding region runs from base 146 to 1672 and encodes 508 amino acids. The record is from RefSeq and is a predicted model, not a curated record. Gene Ontology annotation, biological process: tRNA wobble base 5-methoxycarbonylmethyl-2-thiouridinylation. Gene Ontology annotation, cellular component: nucleus; elongator holoenzyme complex; cytoplasm. The transcript has 15 exons. Gene Ontology annotation, molecular function: acyltransferase activity, transferring groups other than amino-acyl groups; iron-sulfur cluster binding.
GCGCGCCGUCUUCUGGGAAGAGCUUUACGAUACAUUGGCCGUCAUUUUACGACAGAUCAGGGUUGCUUUGUGGCUGUCAGCUUUCCCCAUGCUCUGAGUUGGUAGCCGUAUUAUCCGUGGUGGCAACUUCUACGACGAGGCAGAAAUGAAGCAGAAACGGAAAGGAGAUCUCAGCCCUGCUGAGCUGAUGAUGCUGACUAUAGGAGAUGUUAUUAAACAACUGAUAGAAGCCCACGAACAGGGGAAAGACAUCGAUCUAAAUAAGGUGAAAACCAGAACAGCUGCCAAAUAUGGCCUUUCCGCACAGCCCCGCCUGGUGGAUAUCAUUGCUGCCGUCCCUCCUCAGUAUCGCAAGGUCUUGGUUCCCAAGUUAAAGGCAAAACCCAUCAGAACUGCCAGUGGGAUUGCUGUUGUGGCUGUGAUGUGCAAACCCCACAGAUGUCCACACAUCAGUUUUACAGGAAAUAUAUGUGUAUACUGCCCUGGUGGGCCUGACUCAGACUUUGAGUAUUCAACGCAGUCUUAUACUGGAUAUGAGCCAACCUCCAUGCGAGCUAUCCGUGCCAGAUAUGACCCUUAUCUACAGACAAGACACCGAAUAGAACAGGCCUCAGGGACCUCCUGCAUUUCUGGGAUUCGGCUCUGGUAUUCUGAGAGAAGCCUCACAAAGUGUAUCGGAAUUACUAUUGAGACCAGACCAGAUUAUUGCAUGAAGCGGCAUUUAAGCGACAUGCUGACCUAUGGCUGUACGAGGCUGGAGAUUGGCGUUCAGAGUGUCUACGAAGAUGUCGCCAGAGACACCAACAGGGGCCACACUGUGAAGGCAGUUUGUGAGUCAUUUCACCUGGCCAAAGAUUCCGGUUUCAAAGUUGUGGCUCAUAUGAUGCCUGACCUGCCAAAUGUGGGACUAGAAAGAGACAUUGAACAGUUUACAGAGUUUUUUGAGAACCCUGCUUUUCGUCCUGAUGGUCUGAAACUCUACCCUACUCUGGUAAUUCGUGGAACUGGGCUUUAUGAGCUUUGGAAAUCAGGAAGAUACAAGAGUUAUUCUCCUAGUGACCUAAUUGAAUUGGUGGCUCGGAUUCUAGCCCUUGUGCCUCCAUGGACUCGAGUAUACCGAGUGCAAAGAGAUAUUCCAAUGCCCUUAGUCAGCUCAGGAGUAGAGCAUGGGAAUCUGAGAGAGCUGGCUCUGGCGAGAAUGAAAGACCUUGGGAUACAGUGUCGAGAUGUGAGAACCAGAGAGGUUGGAAUCCAAGAAAUUCAUCACAAAGUACGGCCAUACCAGGUUGAAUUGGUAAGGCGAGAUUAUGUUGCAAAUGGUGGCUGGGAAACAUUCUUGUCAUAUGAAGACCCAGAUCAAGACAUUUUGAUCGGCCUCCUGCGAUUACGAAAGUGUUCAGAGGAAACCUUCCGUUUUGAAUUGGGCGGAGGGGUCUCCAUAGUCCGAGAGCUGCACGUGUAUGGAACUGUAGUCCCUGUGAGCAGUCGGGAUCCUACUAAAUUUCAGCAUCAGGGAUUUGGCAUGCUGCUGAUGGAGGAGGCAGAAAGAAUAGCCAGAGACGAACACGGAUCUGGGAAAAUAGCUGUUAUAUCAGGGGUCGGCACCAGGAAUUAUUAUAGAAAGAUUGGCUACAGGUUACAGGGCCCGUACAUGGUAAAGAUGCUGAGAUAAUGGCCACCCGGUCCACGUUUAUGCAGCGUCCUCCCGGGCAGAGGACGGAGAGUCAGGACUCCUCAAGUUCUCAGCAGAGAGGCCGAACAGAGGAAAUGGACGACAAGGGGCCUUCACCCUCAUCCUUCCGCUGCAGAAACUGGAAACUACUUUCAAGGCGGGGCUGGACAUCUGCUGACCAGGCCCCUGGGCCGCCCUCUCCUGUGUGUACCAAAAAAAAAGUCACUUCUGUUUGUUUGCAAGGCUUAAAUCAUUUAUCCAAUUUCUAAAUUCUGCAUGAGGCCCACAGGUGACCCAUUUUGACUCACAGUGACAAAAGAAAAUCAACUCAUUUGGACACCAUAACUCAUGAAAUAAAACUAUGAUUGUCAUUUGAGGAGCAAA